AUGGCCACCACCACUUGCAGAGCCUCCCUCUGCUGCGCCAGGGCGCAGCAGCAGCAGCACCACCAGCAGCGCAGCACCCAGGCGACACCGGCGCCGGCGCAGCAGAAGCUCCCACACGGCCGCCGCCAGCUGCUGGGCGGCCUCGCCGCCGUCGCGGCCGCCGUCGCCUUGCGUCCGGCGCGCCCAGCGGCAGCCACCGGCAUAGAGAGCAUCGACCUGCCGCAGCUGCAGAUACCCGAGGCUCUGGCCCAGAAAAAGGCCCGCAACCAGGAUAUCAUCGACUCUGCAGAGAAGUCUUUCCAGGAGUCGGACCUGCUGCGCACGCUGAAGGAGCGCAGCGAGGCCAACCGUGGCGCCAACAAGAAGGCCCUGGAGGAUCGCUACUGCAUGCGGCAGGCGGAGCUGGGUGUGGGCGACUGCGGCGGCCUGCGCCUCAUCCCAGGCAUGACCAAGAGCGGCGUGCAGAAGCGGCCCGAGUGGAUGAACAGCCUGUUUGGCAUGGAGGAGCAGGAGUGA
Molecule: messenger RNA, 516 nt
Organism: Chlorella variabilis
Lineage: Eukaryota; Viridiplantae; Chlorophyta; Trebouxiophyceae; Chlorellales; Chlorellaceae
Exons: 2
Coding region: 1-516 (171 amino acids)
Source: RefSeq, a predicted model, not a curated record